AUGUCUGUUCUCCCUGCCGAGGUGCAGGGAGCCUUGACCCAACUCCUCCAAGCCCUCCAGUCGCCCGAUAACACUCUCCGCAGUCAGGCGGAGGAGCAACUCAACAAUGACUGGACCCCCAAUCGCCCUGAGAUGUUGUUGAUGGGAUUGGCCGAGCAACUACAGGUCGCGGAAAAUCCAUCGACACGAUCAUUUGCCGCAGUCCUGUUCCGCAAACAAGCCUCGAAACAACGAAAAAUCCCUCCUGGUAACGAGUCGAAAGAACUCUUCUGGACGCUCAGUGGCGAGGCCAAGGGUGCCAUCAGGUCAAAAUUACUCGAAGGACUGGCAAGAGAACAGGUCAGUCCCGUCAGGAACAAGAUCGGAGAUGCGAUUGCAGAGAUUGCCCGACAAUAUGUCGAGUCUGGCGAGAAUGAGACGUGGGUCGAGCUUCUCCACGCCUUGUUCCAGGCCAGUCAGUCCUCCGAGCCUGGGAUGCGUGAAUGUGCAUUUCGGAUAUUCGCGACGACUCCCGGAGUCAUCGAACGAGAGCACGAAGGUGUGGUGCAAGAGGUGUUCCUCAAGGGUUUCAAAGACAACUCAGUCGACGUCCGACUGUCUGCCACCGAAGCAUUUACUGCCUUUUUCCAUUCCAUCAAGAAGAAGACACAGCCGAAAUACUACUCGCUGGUCCCUGAAAUCCUCAACAUUCUGCCACCCCUGAAAGAAGCUGGAGACACAGACAAUCUAUCAAGAGCUUUGGUUGUUCUUAUCGAACUCGCCGAAAUAUGCCCCAAGAUGUUCAAAGGCUUAUUCAACAAUCUCGUCAAAUUCAGCGUUUCGGUCAUCCAGGACAAAGAGUUGGGUGAUCAGACGCGCCAGAACGGACUGGAGCUGAUGGCCACUUUCGCCGAAUGGGCCCCUGCCAUGUGCAAGAAGGAUCCCUCCUACACGAACGACAUGGUCACACAAUGUCUCAGCUUGAUGACUGACAUAGGCACCGACGAUGACGAUGCUGCAGAGUGGAAUGCCACCGAAGAUCUCGACGGGGAAGACCAAGAAAUGAACCACGUGGCCGGCGAGCAAACAAUGGAUCGGCUGGCAAACAAGCUCGGAGGGCAGAUCAUGCUCCCUGCGACCUUCACCUGGCUGCCGAGGAUGAUGCAUUCCGCCUCCUGGAGAGAUCGGCACGCGGCGCUGAUGGCCAUUUCCGCAAUAUCGGAAGGGUGUCGAGACCUGAUGAUUGGCGAGCUUGACAAGGUUCUGGAACUUGUGGUCCCAUCACUGAGAGAUCCUCAUCCCCGAGUCAGAUUCGCGGGAUGCAAUGCCUUGGGCCAGAUGAGCACCGACUUCGCCGGACCUAUGCAAGAAAAGUACCACCAAGUGGUCCUGACCAACAUCAUCCCCGUGCUCGAGGCUCCUGAGCCUCGCGUCCAAGCCCACGCGGCCGCAGCGCUCGUCAACUUUUGCGAGGAGGCAGAAAAGUCGAUAUUGGAACCUUAUCUCGACCAAUUACUCAGUCACCUCCUGCAGCUGCUACAGUCUCCCAAGCGAUAUGUCCAGGAACAGGCGCUGUCGACGAUUGCCACCAUUGCUGACUCGGCCGAGAGCGCUUUCGUGCGAUACUAUGACACCUUGAUGCCUCUUCUCUUCAACGUGUUGCGAUCGGAACAAUCGAAAGAAUAUCGUCUGUUGCGUGCCAAAGCAAUGGAAUGCGCCACACUCAUUGCACUGGCUGUCGGCAAGGACAAGAUGGGCCAAGACGGCAUCACACUGGUUCAGAUCCUGGGCAACAUUCAGCAGAACAUUGCUGAUGACGAUGAUCCGCAAUCACAAUACUUGCUGCACUGCUGGGGACGAAUGUGUAGAGUCUUGGGCAGUGAUUUCGUGCCGUACCUCCCCGGUGUCAUGCCUCCCUUACUUGAACUCGCCGCGGCAAAGGCCGACAUUCAACUGAUUGACAGCGAGGACGAGGCGAUAGAUGAAGAAGGCUGGGAAUUGGUGCCCCUGAAAGGCAAGGUGAUUGGCAUCAAAACAUCAACGCUGGAGGACAAAAACACCUCGAUCGAGCUUAUCACGAUAUACGCCCAGAUCUUGGAGGCCGACUUCGAACCCUACGUGGCUGACAUCACGGAACGGAUCGCUCUGCCUGGACUUGCAUUCUUCUUCCACGACCCCGUCCGAGUCUCCUGCGCCAAGCUCCUCCCUCAACUGCUCAACUCGAUCAAGAAACGGUACGGCGAACAGUCACCACAACUUCAAGAGAUUUGGGGGAAAUGCUGCCCCAAGGAGAUCGAGAUCCUCAGUGCCGAACCCUCGAUCGACACCCUGGCAGAAAUGUACCAAUGUUUUUACGAGAGCGUUGAAGUCGUAGGUAAAGGAUGCCUCACGCAAGACAACAUGGAAAAGUUCAUCGAGUCGGUACAAUCGACAUUGGAAGAGUUCCAGAAGCGCGUACAAGAACGGGCGGAAGAGAGAGCCGCCGACGCGGCAGCCAACCAGGGCGCCGCGGAUGCCGACGAAGACGAUUCACUCUCGAUUCAGUAUGCCAUCGAGGACGACCAGACGCUCCUCUCCGACAUGAACAAAGCCUUCCACACGGUGUUCAAGAACAUGGGCGUCGCCUUCCUCCCGACAUGGCAGAGAUUGAUGCCCUUUUAUGAUGGGUUCGCCACCUCCGCGGACCCCAUGCAACGUCAAUGGGCAAUCUGCAUCUUUGACGAUGUCCUGGAAUUCUGCGGCCCUCAGUCAUACCAGUACUCGGAGCAUAUCAUCAACCCGCUCAUCAACGGCAUGCGUGACGAGAAUGCCAACAACAGACAGGCAGCGGCAUAUGGGGUUGGAGUCGCGGCCCAAAAGGGCGGCGAGCAGUGGAGCGAUUUCGUGGCCGCCUCGGUCGACACGCUCCUCCAAGUCACGCGUGUGCCUAACGCCCGGAGCGACGAUGAAGUCUUUGCCACGGAAAAUGCGUGCGCCGCGGUGGCCAAGAUCUUGCACUUUAAUGCCUCGAAGGUCGUCAACCCGCAGGGGAUAGUGGAGCAGUGGCUCGACUCGCUGCCCGUCGUAAACGAUGAAGAGGCCGCGCCCUACGCUUACAGUUUCGUCGCGCAGUUGAUUGAUCAAGAAAACCCCGCCGUGUUUGCAAAAGCAGCGCAAGUCUUCCAUCACAUUGCCCUUGCGCUCGAGGCCGAGAUGAUCCAAGGCGCGACGGCCAAGAAGAUUGUCGAGAGCGCCAAAGUCCUGGUGGGCAAGACGGGGAUCAAUGCCGAGCAGACGCUGCAGGGGUUAAGUGCCGACGGGCAGAGGACUGUGAGGAGUUAUUUCUCGUGA
Cladophialophora yegresii CBS 114405 is the source of this 3309-nucleotide messenger RNA. RefSeq lists its product as uncharacterized. The transcript is spliced from 5 exons. Gene Ontology annotation, biological process: protein import into nucleus. NCBI's taxonomy places the organism in Eukaryota, Fungi, Ascomycota, Eurotiomycetes, Chaetothyriales, Herpotrichiellaceae. Gene Ontology annotation, molecular function: nuclear import signal receptor activity; small GTPase binding. The coding region runs from base 1 to 3309 and encodes 1102 amino acids. The record is from RefSeq and is a predicted model, not a curated record. Gene Ontology annotation, cellular component: cytoplasm; nucleus.